AUGGCAGACUCAAUAGUACAGGCACUGCGAUCACGAAGAUUGGCUCUGCAGCUGAUAGCUACUGGCACUCUCAGCCCCGAUGAGGAGAUCGAGGCUCGUGAGGCAUCGGCUCAGGUAGCAGAAAUGCUGUUCAAUGCCACUCGCGACCCGUCUCGCCUGACGGAAGCCACUCAACAUUAUCAAGCCAUCAUUCGCCUGCUCAAGACUCCAUCACCACGACGAGCCAAGUUCCUCGACAAGCUGGCCUACUUGGAGAUGACCGUCUUCGACGUGACCAAAUCCAUGAAAGUUCUCGAUGAUUCCAUUGCCCAUUCGAAGCAGGCGAGAGAUGAAGCUCCGCCAACAGAUACUUCCUUGCUCCGCAAAAUCUACGAAAACCUGGGCUACAGCGUGUCACACAGAGCGCAGCUAAAGGACGACUCCGCGGAUCUCGAUGAAGCCAUCGCCUGUGGCAGGGAAGUCCUCAGACUAUCGUCACCGGCCGACGUGGAACAUCAGCUAAGCACGAAUAACCUUGCUGCUCGGCUACAGGCUCGAUACAAAAUGCAUCAUCGCGCGGUCGAUGCAGAUGAAGCUCUGUCGCUGAUCGAAGAACAACUUCACCGUUUCCAGCCUGGUGCGCCACAGCAUGGCGCGGCACUGCUGGUAAGAGCUCAGAUCCUACACGACAGAUAUGAACAGACCAAGAACAUAGAACAUCUUGAACACGCUAUCGCCGGCUUCAAGGUCGGUUUGCGGACAGUCGGGAUGACACAUGAACGAGCCCCAGAGAUCCUUCGCCUACUAUCGAUAUUACACAACCAGAGGUACACCGAGACGAAUGCCGUUGCCGAUCUGGCAGUUGCCGUCGAGUACUCGAAGACCAAGCUUCAGCUGAUACCACGGACGUAUCAGACUCGACCUGACCACGUCGCAGACUACCUAACUCAUCUUGUUGAGUACAUCCUGGUGGUAGACUCGCUGGUAACAGUAGAAAAGGCGGUUGAAGAAGCUCGCGCACUACGAGAUGAAGUCCCAAAAGCACACACAAAGCGCCACUCCACCAAUCUGUCCCUAACCGGCAUAUUGUCAAAGCGAUGCCAAUUAUCGCAGGGUGUCAGGCACUUGGCCGAGGUCGUCUCCCACGCACUGGACAGUAUUGACGCAUGGAACGAGAAGCUCAACAUCACCCAGUCCAAGGUUCCCACGGAAGAUCUUCGUCGUUUUUCUACAUUCCUGAGGAAGGUCGAGGUCGCUCCCGAGGAGGCCCCUGUAAGACAUCAGGCUCUUGAGCAACUCUUCAAGUGGCAUUUGGUUGUCCAUCAAUCUCGGACGCCGCUCGACACUAUCGUCAAUAUGGCGCAUCGUCAUGGCGACGAACUCAAUGUCUUCUCACGGAAUUUUGACUCCAACGAACGGCUUUCAGAAGAGCAGAUCAGAUCCGGUAUUGAAGUGCUGCAGAAGGAAACGAGCGCAAACAAUGCCGAAGAUGGGGACAGACGAGCAAGACUGCGCGCCUUCAACCGGGACGACCAUACCGAUCCAUUCUUUGGUCAUAGGCAGCUGGCAGUUGAUCCUUUGCGCAAACGCCUAAUCGUUUCCAUGGAGGGCCUUGUCAAGAGCGUCUUAGGCUACAGCGAUGACGAGGAAGAGCCAAAGUCAUGGGCAGAAUACGAAGCUCGAGAAGCUCGACUCGAGCGUGAGAGCUUUGUAAAAGACAAAAAGCAAGGAAAAUUCCCUAAUCCUAAACUUUGCCGGGUAUGCAGACACGUCAAGCUGCUCAAGCCUUCGGAUCAUGGCGCGAAGUUUACCUGGAAUACUGAGCAAUACUUUCCCUUUGGGACGUAUGCUCAGCUGCUCACGAGGAAGCACUGCUCCAUCUGUCGCUUGGUGUUAUCACUCUGUUCAGCGGACAGGGGGAGCUCCCUACAUCCUCAACUGGCUCAGAUUGAUCGAGAGAUUCAAGGCACACAGUUUCAUGCGCAGAAACUCCCUUCUGGGGAGAUCCUGCUGGGCGUAGAAUAUGGCAUGAUAACUGUUGGUGCCUUGAGAAUCGUCAACCAGAGAAAUCUGCCAGAAGCUGUAAGACAAACGACACAAGCAUCCACUCUGAGAUCUGUCCUCGAAAAUGCGCAUGGAGCUGGGCUUCCGGUUGACCAAGGAGAUCAAAGAAUAGACAUCCAAAAAAUACGUGGCUGGCUCUACGACUGCCAUAUUAACCACGGCGAACUCUGCAAUGAUCUGGACGACAGUCAGAGAUACGCCGAUGACAUACCAUUGAUUCUUGUCGACGUUCAGGAAAACUGCCUGGUCUCAGCGACAUCGGCAGAGAGGUAUUUCACUCUCAGCUACGUCUGGGGUAAAGUUGACAUUGCCACUACCACAAGGGCCUUGCUCAAAGAUCGCCUGCAAAAGUCGAGCUUGGAUCCGGCAAAGUUUCCCAACACCAUAAGAGACGCGAUGACAGUGGUUCAAGCCAUGGGCGAGCGAUAUUUAUGGACCGAUGCGCUUUGCAUAAUCCAGGAUGAUGCCGUCAUACGCGAACGAGACAUAACGCGGAUGGAUAUCGUGUACAAGAAAGCAUUUGCCAACUUGGUGGCCCUCUCCGGGACUGAUGCCGGUGGCGGACUGCCAGGUGCUACAACCAAUUCAAGACCUCCCCAGAAGAUUGAAGUGCUCCAAAUCACCAAGGGCUCUAAGGAUCUUGGCCUGCGAGACGAGCCCGGUGCCGAGACAGAAGCGGUCUACAUCGUCGCCACCCCCCAUCCACUCUCAUCUGCUCAGACAAGCUCAAUGUGGAAUACGCGUGGCUGGAUCUUACAGGAACAGACGCUUGCGCGUCGAAACAUCUACUUCUCGUCCAACUAUGUGUAUUUCCAGUGCAACGAGAAGACCCUUUGCGAAGUCACCUUGGAAGGGAAGUAUAUCAACAACCCCAAGGACGACGAGGACGACGAGGAUCAGACGACCGGCUUCACUAUCAAGAACCCAGUCUCGGAACUCAGGAAGCUACACCGCACCCCGCCACAGGAUCAUCUGAAGGGCGUCUUCAAGGCCUACAGCGAACUGGUGGAGAUCUACUCGACACGGAAGUUGACGCUGCCAACGGACAUUCUUGAUGCAUUCUCCGGAAUGCUCUCAGCAUUCAAAGAGGAGUUCAAAAGCGAGACUUUGCAUGGCCUCCCCAUUGCCGCGCUUGACCUAGCCCUUUUGCGGACUCCAUCCGAGACGCUGAAGAAAAGACCUGGGAGAAAGCCAACCGACACAUCUCCAUCCGCUGCGGCUGGAUCCAAUUCGUCAGCGCCUGCAACAACGGGGCAAACCUUCCCAACAUGGUCCUGGGCCGGCUGGAUCGGUGGUGUUGACUACCGCCUCUUGCCACUAGACAAAGAACCCCCUCCUGAGUCCCUCAUUGCAGAGAUUUACAUCCUUCGUGCGGGCAAAAUACUCUGCCUACGCGGGUACCAGCGCCCCUGUCUCGACGAGACCGCCAAAGCCUCACCCGAACUCUUGAGGGCAUACUUCGGCCGCAUGAGCAUGGAAGUGCGACAAGCAAUGCCAGAUACCAUACUGCACAUGUUUGUCCCUCACGUUAUGAACGCCGGAUUCUCCAUCUGCACAGGCAGAGCCCCGGAUUAUCUGAGUAACGCUCGGCACGUGUAUCUGCAGACAAAGCAGGCUGUCGUGCGCAUUCACGACGAGCAUGGCAAACACUGCGACAUCCUCUUCGAACAUAUCGACUACCACGCUUUGCUUGCGCAGAUCUCCUCCUCCUUUCCCACGGAAACGAAGACUCUCCGAGAUCACAUUAAGAUACUGCGCACGCUGGACGAUAAAGCCAUCGUCGCGGUCUCGCAGUCCAAAGAUGUAUAUGGAGACCGCGCCACCCUGAGCAGAGUCGAGGGCGAUAUCAAGCGAUUCGAUCCCUAUGAGUUCCCCGCGAAGGGGCCGGAUAGUGCGCUGGUGAACGUCCUGGUCUUACAGUCUGGCGACGGUGCAUUCGAAAGGGUCGCUGUGGGCCAGAUUCAUAUCAAGGCGUGGCGAGAGGCUGGGCCGAGGAGGGCGUGGGUUAAGAUAGGGUAG
This is a messenger RNA of Cladophialophora yegresii CBS 114405, 4062 nucleotides long. RefSeq lists its product as uncharacterized. The transcript has a single exon. Bases 1 to 4062 code for a protein of 1353 amino acids. Gene Ontology annotation, molecular function: protein binding. NCBI's taxonomy places the organism in Eukaryota, Fungi, Ascomycota, Eurotiomycetes, Chaetothyriales, Herpotrichiellaceae. The record is from RefSeq and is a predicted model, not a curated record.